AUGGAAAACUGGACUAUAAGCAUGGACAUCCUUCAUUUAGAGGGGUUCAAGGUCCCUCAGGAGUCCUCUGUCCCCGUCUUUAUCCUCCUCAUCUACAUCUUCAUCAUGGUGGCCAACCUGAGUCUGGUGGUGCUGAUCUUCAGGACCAGGAGCCUACAUCAGCCCAUGUACCUGCUCUUCUGUAACCUGAGUAUUAACGAUCUUUUUGGAGCCACGAUAAUAAUACCUCACGUACUCAGAAAUAUUUUCGUCUCGCAGUCGGAGCGAUACAUUCAUUAUAUUCAGUGCGUUGCUCAGGCCUUCUGUGUUCAUCUUUAUGCCACCUGCUCCCACACUGUGCUCAUGAUCAUGGCCUUCGACCGGUACGUGGCCAUCUGUAACCCUCUGCGCUACGCCUCCAUCAUGACCGACAAGAUGGUGAUUAAACUCUCUCUGUCAGCGUGGGGUGUCGCCUCAGUGCUCGUGUCGAUACUUCUGGGCCUCACCAUCCGCCUUUCGCGCUGCAGGUGGGUCAUUUUCAACCCAUACUGCGAUAACGCUUCCCUGUUUAAACUCUCCUGUGAAAGCGUCUUCAUUAAUCAGAUCUACGGUUUGGGCUUCACUGCAGUGCUACUCAGCUCCUCCAUUGGAUUCAUCACUUUCACCUACUUGAGGAUCACUGUGUUGUGUCUGAGCAGCAGAGAUAAAGUUCUGAACAGUAAAGCGCUACAGACCUGCACCACCCACCUCCUGGUGUACAUCUUGCUUCUGGCCUCAGGCUUCAUCAUAGUCACGCUGCAUCGUUUUCCUCAGCUGUCGGACCACAGGAAGAUGUUGGCGGUCAUCAGUGAAGCAGUUCUGCCAUCUCUGAAUGCCAUCAUCUAUGGCCUACAAAUAAAAGAAAUCAAACAGAGGAUAAUCAUUUUGUUUUACAAAAGUAAAUGUGAUCAGCUAUCGUGA
Sphaeramia orbicularis (orbiculate cardinalfish) is the source of this 939-nucleotide messenger RNA. RefSeq names its product olfactory receptor 52N5-like. Gene Ontology annotation, cellular component: membrane. NCBI's taxonomy places the organism in Eukaryota, Metazoa, Chordata, Actinopteri, Kurtiformes, Apogonidae. Gene Ontology annotation, molecular function: G protein-coupled receptor activity; odorant binding; olfactory receptor activity. Gene Ontology annotation, biological process: G protein-coupled receptor signaling pathway; detection of chemical stimulus involved in sensory perception of smell. The transcript has a single exon. The record is from RefSeq and is a predicted model, not a curated record. The coding region runs from base 1 to 939 and encodes 312 amino acids.